This is a messenger RNA of Daphnia pulex (common water flea), 3551 nucleotides long. RefSeq lists its product as uncharacterized. Bases 273 to 3233 code for a protein of 986 amino acids. NCBI's taxonomy places the organism in Eukaryota, Metazoa, Arthropoda, Branchiopoda, Diplostraca, Daphniidae. The transcript has 10 exons. The record is from RefSeq and is a predicted model, not a curated record.
UUCUUUCCACGAGGGACGCACGCGAGAUAUUGUCACAUGGCAACGUCUUCAUACCAACAGCUGAGACUUGAAAAAGCUGAAAAAAUAACCACGUUUUUCGAAAUCUCUGCUUUUUUUUUAAACAACACCUGAUUCUGACUUCUUAAUAUCUUAUUCUCAAUCCCCUUUCCCUAUGAAAGAAGUUUCAAUUUAAAUUAUAAUUUAAUUACUCAAAGUAAACCUUGAAACAUCAACGAGUUGCAGUCGAUCAGAUUUCGCUUUGGUUUGACGAGAUGGUGAGCGUUAUCGGGAAAGAAAUGGUUCCAUACAAUGGUAAUCUUCACAAUGACAAUUCGUCAUCACAAAGCAGCACUUCGUCCAUUGUCAUCGAAUCGAGCAGUCCAACUGUAGAAGAUUCAAAUGCUGUUGCCAGGUUGAGUGACUUCAACAAUUCCAGCGAUUCAGAACUUUCCUUUGCACAUGAAAUGCUUGUGAAUAAACCCAAAAAACUGGCUUUGCUUCCAUCAUCUGAAGGUUUACUGUCUUCGCUAGAAGACAUUGAAGUUGGUUCUGGGACCCUUGAUUCUGCAAGCAUCAAAGAAAUUUUGACAGACCACAAGUGCUACCCACCCCAACAUGCACAUGGAGAUCCUGAACAUAUCCCAGCAACACGGGAAAAACUAAAUUAUUUCCUCAAGGCCCUUCAACUCAAAAUUGACAAGUACAACAAACUGAGCAACUGCAUAGUCCCGGAUUCUCUUAGUGACAUUCCACUAGCCUGUAGCUAUGAAGCAUUCAUCCAAUCUUAUUGGCCUGGCGCCAUGAGUUGUUGCAAGAAACAAUUCAGUACCCCACAAAAGUACAGUGAUCACUAUUACAAGUGUCAUUUGCCAAAAUUUAAAAUUCCAUCGCCACCUCUCAAUCUGAGUUGUGUCUCAGCUAUGGCACCUGAAGUAGGAAUGAAUGAAGUUGAAAUAUUGAGCAAAACCCCAUCUGCCUCCUCAUCUUCAACUGCUCAGUUGGUGGUUGGUGAUCAAUCAGACAGCAGCAGUGAUAUUGCUUCCCUUUCAGGUGAAACAAGCUAUAAAAGUUGCGUCACCUCUCAAUCCGCCACAAACUUUCAACAAACGAUCGCUUCACAAAAACCUUCCUCAAACGACAAUCAAAAUCUAGUUGAGCGGAAACGAAAGACAUUAAGUCCAACAUCUCGACCUGGUCCUUUGAGUCACAAACAAGUCAAACUUAAUCAGACUAUAGCUAAUAUUGAAUCAUCAUUAGAUUCAGGAGAUGAGAAAACCACUAAUCGACCGAAACGCGCUCGUAAGAGAUUCAAUAGUCAGAAUGCUCUUGAUAACCAAAGUGAAGAACAGAUGGAAGAACUCGAACGUGAUCAGAUGAAAUAUGAGCCCCAACAUUUACCGGGUGCGCCAGAAAACUUUGUAGCUAACGUUGAACGCCUGAAAUAUUUUAGCGAAGUACUGGCUCUCAAGUUGAGCAAGUAUGGGCAUAUGAACAUGCCGCGGCAAACCCCGUCGUCCUCUCACAUUCCACUGGCCCUCAGUUUGGCCGGUUUCAUGCAGUACUACUGGCCGGGAAAAGUCAUUUGUUGUGGACUGAUGCGAGAAAAUUGUCAGUUGUUGGAGAAGCACAUAACCCGAUCUCAUCGGCCGCCCAAACCUGUCCCCAAUAUGUCUGUUGUCAUGUCUCAAGUGGACAAGAAUGCCUUCGACGAUGAAACAACAGAUAUGGACGUACACCAAACUAAAAUAACAAACUUUCUACAAACCAAAGUAGCUAAAAAUGAGACAUCGGAUAAACCUAGUUUGAAAAGUCCCCCUGGUUUUCAAGCGGAUCAGCACAAAUAUCCUCCACAGCACAAGCCAGGAGAACCGGAAGAUUUCUGUGCCAACCAAGAAAGUAUCGACUAUUUCAUUGAAAUUUUGACUAUCAAAAGAGAAAAGUACGCUCAAAUGGCACCUAUUAAAGAGAAACCUUUGAGCAGCAACUGGAAGGAUUUCGUUUUGCAUUAUUGGCCGGGAAUGAUGGAUUGCUGUGACCAUGUCUUUGCUUCAUGCAAAGACUAUCAAUCACACUUUUCGAGCUCUCAUUUACCCCCGAAGAAGAUGCCACGUUUGAAAGUAAUCGAUGCGUCUGACAUUCCCGCUAAAGUUCCUGCACCACAAAACGAAACUGUCACUGCAACUUUUACGAAUACUGCUGCACUUGGCGUUUCUUCUGUUUCACCUCGUACUAGUCGAUCUUCUCCUCGUAAUCAGCGAGUAACUGACCGACUCUCCCUUGAACCAACUCCUUCUCGCAACGAAACGUACAGUCAGUCACUGUCUCUUUUAUCGACCCCAUCUCAUUUGCUUAUGAUCAACUCGAUCUUUGAUGAAGCCCGUCAAUUGAAGUCGCGGACUGGGCAAGUAAUGAGCAUGUCGGCUUUGCUACCCCUGCUUGAACGCUUACUGGAACUGGUGGCUUCUAUCGCGAAUCGAAUCCGUGGAACGAUGGAAGUGGAAGCCAUUUCUCAAGCCACGGAGUGCUUGGAUUAUGUGUGGACCGCUUCCAAGAUGGCGAUCCUCCGUUGGGAAGAUUUGAAAGGUCGAUCGAAUUGCGAUACUUUUCUCAACGCUGUUCAGUUUGCCUACGGAACCCUUCCGGUGUUUACCAGCUGGGAGCAGAGAAAACAUUUGGAGAUGCUAGAGAAUGUCGUUUUACUGAGUCUUAACACGGUCAAGAAUUGGCAGCCUCCACCAUCCAGCCCCGAAGCUAAAUUGACCUCUCGUCAACAGUCCAGCGUUCGCCGCCGUUCGUCCAAGCCGCCCAGGAUGGCAGAUUUAACAUUAUUGACGAAUGGAGAUCCAUCUGAGGACAAAGUGGAGGUGCCAGCGAGGAAUUCAGCAGCAGCCGCAGCACCAUCGACCUCCGACGCGCCUGUCGAUACCGGCAAAGAUGGGAAGAAGAAGAUUUCAAAUGCGGUCUUGGACUUUUGCCGUCUGGUCAACAUCUCGACGUGGCAAAACACGAAAGCUCGGAGCUUGACCGGCUACAAGGACGACAAUGGAGAAUAUAACGCAGUGUAUCGUUAUGGAAUUGGAAAAGCCAUCAAUCUUUAUUGCCCGCCCGAUGUGACACAUCUCAAAUGCUGCGGAAAAGUGUUCAAACUCUCUGAUCUUAAAACGCACGUGUCUCAAAAACACGAGGCUUAUGGACAAUCGAAUCGAACGGAGCCAUCAAUUUCGCCCGCGUGAAUGAUUUUUCGUUCGUUUGCCUGCCAACCAUCCAUUGGUAAGACAACGAUAUUAUUCAGCUUGAACAAAAGAGACAUUCGUCGACAAAUUCCGUGAUUAACAGGCGGUCCAUUGCGGGUCCUGUCGUUGUGCACGUAUUAUUUACAAAUACUCAAUUCAAAAUUAUUUCAAGUCUCAAAAAAGCAAUUCAUUAUUGUGAUCACGUUUUUGGUUCCAAAUUUUUUAAUUGAGCCAUUGUAUUUGUAGCUUUCCCACAUUCCGUUUGAACUGAUCAAGACAAAGUAGAUGUAGUUUGGUAAAAUAAACGUUUCCGAGAGA